Alnus glutinosa is the source of this 1182-nucleotide messenger RNA. Its product is annotated as UPF0481 protein At3g47200-like. Bases 1 to 1182 code for a protein of 393 amino acids. The transcript is spliced from 2 exons. Lineage: Eukaryota; Viridiplantae; Streptophyta; Magnoliopsida; Fagales; Betulaceae. The record is from RefSeq and is a predicted model, not a curated record.
AUGUCUCCUAAGUGUUGCAUCUUCAGAACCCCCCCUAUUCUCUCCAGGCAUAACAAACAAGCUUAUAUCCCUGAUGCAUUUUCUAUUGGGCCUCUCCAUCAUGGCGGUCAAAACUUGAAAGCCAUGGAAAAAAUUAAAGCCAAAUAUUUGCAAGACCUUAUUGAUCGAUCACCCAUACCGUCCAUGAAGUUGAGAGAGCUCAUCAAUUCUAUCCAGGCUGUGGAGAAUGAGGCCCGUGAGUGUUAUGCUGAUGAAAUUGCUUACACCCCAUAUGAAUUUACGGAAAUUUUGGUAAUUGAUGGCUGCUUCACUCUUGAGUUAUUCUAUAGGGAUGCCUACCGCAAUAUUAAAGACAUGUAUAAAAGAGAUGACCCUGUUUUCACCAAGCCCUGUAUGCUCCAAUUUCUACAGCAUGACUUGAUAUUGCUUGAAAACCAGGUACCUUGGAUGGUACUGGAGCUUUUGUUCAACAAGACCAGGGAUCCUGGACACCAAAUGACCCUGAUUGAACUUGCCACCUCAUUUUUUACUGACAUGUUUUCAUCCAAAAUACCUUUUCCAAAUGACUCUGUUCGAGACGUGAAGCAUAUUCCAGACUUGCUGAGAAAAUUCUUGAUUUCAACAUCUAGAGGAGAGGAAGAAGGCAGAUUACAUUUGAAAUUCAUGCCUUCUGCUACGAGGCUCCUAGAGGCUGGAAUCAAAUUCAAAAGGGGACCGUCUGAUAAAUGCAUCUUAGAUAUAAAAUUUACUAAUGGUUUUCUGGAAAUCCCUCCAAUACUGAUUCAUCAGACAACAGAAACAGCUUUUCGAAAUCUCAUUAGCUUUGAGCAAUGUUACUGCAUUGAUGCUAGGAUCACCUCCUAUGCCAUAUUCCUAGACAACCUCAUCAAUACUACCGACGACAUGGAGAAGCUCUGUGAAAGAAAGAUAGUUAAUAACUUGUUGAAUCCUGAGGAUGCGACCAAGUUCUUCAACAAGCUUUACCAUGAUACUUAUGUGGCUAAAUUCCAUUACGAAACUCUUGGUUUGCAAGUGAAUAGAUACUGCCAACACAAGGUGCCCAGAUGGCGCGCGAUACUUGUGCGCAAUUAUUUCAGCAAUCCAUGGAUUAUUCUUUCAACGUUGGGUGCUAUUAUCAUACUCAUCCUCACUUUCGUACAAACUAUUUACACCGUAGAAUAG